UCUACAUUGCGUUAAUAACCAAUCAUUGCAUACAUAUUAUACUAGUUCAGUUUUAUAUCGCUAAAAAAAUGAAAUUAUGUGUGUCAUGUUAAUGCAAAAAACAGUCAACAUGCCGCCUAUAAAACUUGGUAAUCGCGCUAGAGAUGCCUGUCUACAUACAUACACGAGAUGGCAAACGGCGCCAUCUAAUCAUACCAAGCGCCAGUGCCAUGGUAGAUUGACAUCAGAAAACUAUGUUGUCGCCUCGCCAUUCAUGGGUCACAUAUCGAACCGUGACACCCAAGCAGUUUUGAAUCCAGUAGCUGCAAAGUAUCAGCAAAUACGGGCACAUCAUAAUGAUAGGGUAUACAUGGACUACCAAGCUACAACACCAUUGGAUCCAAGAGUCCUGGAUAAAAUGAUGCCGUAUUUAACCCAUAGCUUUGGAAAUCCACAUAGUAGAACACAUUCCUUUGGAUGGGAUGCGGAACACGCCGUAGAAGAAGCACGGUCACAAGUGGCGUCUUUACUCAACUGUGACAGCCGCAGUAUCAUAUUCACAUCAGGAGCUACAGAGUCCAAUAACCUAGCACUCAAGGGAAUUACCGAAUACUACAGUUGCCUACAACACAACGACCAGUCAAAGAUUAAGGACCAUCUUAUCACAUCACAGAUCGAUCAUAAAUGCGUACUGCAAACAUGCAGACAACUAGAAAAUCGGGGAUAUACCGUGACAUACCUAAAGCCAGAUAAAAGUGGAAUUAUCAAACCAGAAGAUGUGGCAGCCGCAAUAACACCAAGAACGUUCAUGUGCUCAAUCAUACACCUGAACAACGAAAUUGGCACCAUACAAAACAUCGCUGCAAUCGGUAAAAUAUGUAGAGAAAAGGGAGUCGUGUUUCAUACAGAUGGAGCACAGAGCUUUGGGAAAAUACCAAUUGAUUUGUCGGCAUUAAAUGUCGACCUCAUGUCGAUAUCAGGACAUAAAAUAUACGGCCCCAAGGGAGUGGGAGCACUAUAUGUUGGCCGUAAACCACGCAUACGCUUACGACCAAUCAUAGAUGGUGGAGGACAGGAACGUGGACUGAGGUCAGGAACACUUCCAGCACCGUUAGUCGUGGGACUGGGAGAAGCAGCUAAAGUAGCAAGUGAAGAGAUGCAUAGAGAUCUAGAACACGCCAAAAGAUUGUGGGAUAAACUAGUCCAUGGAAUGAAUGAUAUUGGCCAUGUACAUAUAAACGGGUCGAUACAGGAAGGUGAGCGUUAUUGGGGUAAUCUAAACGUGUCGUUCGAAUUCGUUGAAGGAGAGUCAUUAUUGAUGUCACUAAAGAAAGUCGCCCUCUCAAGUGGCUCCGCGUGCACAUCAACCAGUCUAGAACCCAGCUACGUACUAAGAAGCAUUGGAGUAGGAGAGGAAGUAGCACAUACAUCAAUCAGAUUCGGCUUGGGAAGGUUUACAUCAGAAGCUGAUAUUGAUGCACUGCUGGUGGAUCUCAGAGGAGCUGUAGAAAGACUAAGGGAGUGUAGCCCACUCUAUGAAAUGUACAUAGAAAAGGAAUCUACAGAUAAUAUGGUAUGGACGUAAUCAUACAGAUCCAUAGAAAAAAUUUUCUA
Molecule: messenger RNA, 1593 nt
Organism: Babesia bovis T2Bo
Lineage: Eukaryota; Apicomplexa; Aconoidasida; Piroplasmida; Babesiidae
Product: putative cysteine desulfurase
Exons: 2
Coding region: 77-1564 (495 amino acids)
Biological process (GO): [2Fe-2S] cluster assembly
Cellular component (GO): cytosol; mitochondrion
Molecular function (GO): cysteine desulfurase activity; pyridoxal phosphate binding
Source: RefSeq, a predicted model, not a curated record